Pyricularia grisea is the source of this 1167-nucleotide messenger RNA. RefSeq lists its product as uncharacterized. The record is from RefSeq and is a predicted model, not a curated record. Gene Ontology annotation, cellular component: nucleolus; small-subunit processome. Lineage: Eukaryota; Fungi; Ascomycota; Sordariomycetes; Magnaporthales; Pyriculariaceae. Gene Ontology annotation, biological process: maturation of SSU-rRNA from tricistronic rRNA transcript (SSU-rRNA, 5.8S rRNA, LSU-rRNA). The transcript has a single exon. Bases 1 to 1167 code for a protein of 388 amino acids.
AUGGCACAAACUGCGCCACAGAGUCUGCCGGACCUUUUGGGAUCCCUCACGCAGUCUCUCAAUACCGCAUUUGAAGUAACCCCAAAGCUUGCCGGCAUUGAACCCACGGCUCUGGGCAUCUCUCUGCUGGAUCUCAAGAAUGAGCUCCUGCUGUCUUACCUCCAGAACCUCGUGUUUCUAAUCCUGCUCAAGACCCGGAGCGCAAAGAAGUCCAAUGGCCUGGAGAGCGCAAAGGAGCUGAACGAUGCCGUCGUCAAGAAGCUCGUGGAGCUGCGGCUCUACUUGGAAAAGGGAGUCCGCCCUCUCGAGGACAAGCUGCGCUACCAGAUUGAGAAGCUGAUGCGCGCCAUUGACGACGCCGAGCGCCAGGAGAAGGCCGCGGAGGAGGCUGGAAUGUCGAAAAAGAAGGCAGUGUCGAGCGCAGAUUCCGAUUCCGAGUCUGGGUCCGGGGAUGAUGGCGAGUCCAGCGACGACGACGAGGAUCUCGAGGAGGGAGGCGUGUCCACGUCGGCGGACCUGAGCAAUGCCCGACCGAAUCUCAAGUCCAUCGCCGCACUCAACGGCGAGGACGAGAACACCAGUAGAGGGAAGAUCAACAAGGAUGGCAUCUACCGCCCGCCCAAGAUUGCCCCGACCGUGAUGCCGACCCUGGUAGAGCGCCGCGAGCGGACCGACCGCAGCCAGAGGCCGCUCAAAUCUGCCACCAUGGAUGAGUUUAUCAACGACGAGCUGUCCACCGCACCUGUCGCUCAGCCCAGCAUCGGUACAAACAUUGCCGGUCGCGGUCGUCACGUAAAGACGGCGGCAGAGCGACGCGACGAGGCCGAGCGUCAGGCAUACGAGGAGACGCAUUUUGUCCGCUUGCCAAAGGAGAGCAAAAAGGACCGUGCCAAGGCCGCCAGUCAAGGAGCUGGGCGUAUGAACUUUGGUGGAGAGGAGUGGAGGGGUCUUGGAGAGGGUGUCGACCGUAUCAACAGGCUCGUCAAGACCAAGGACAAUGGGGGUGGUUCCAGGACCAGGGCAUUGCUCGAGAAGAGCCGCAAGCGGUCGCUGGGCGAGACUACCGAUGGGCCAAGGGGGAGUGGUGUUGCUGGUGCCGAAGAGAGGUAUCAAAAGCGCGCCAAGAUGCAAGAGCUUGGCCGUACGAGCAGAGGCAAGGGGCGAUGA